Messenger RNA from Filobasidium floriforme, 1114 nucleotides. RefSeq names its product 3' exoribonuclease family, domain 1-domain-containing protein. The record is from RefSeq and is a predicted model, not a curated record. Gene Ontology annotation, biological process: poly(A)-dependent snoRNA 3'-end processing; U4 snRNA 3'-end processing; nuclear mRNA surveillance. Gene Ontology annotation, cellular component: nucleolus; nuclear exosome (RNase complex); cytoplasmic exosome (RNase complex). The coding region runs from base 51 to 908 and encodes 285 amino acids. The transcript is spliced from 5 exons. NCBI's taxonomy places the organism in Eukaryota, Fungi, Basidiomycota, Tremellomycetes, Filobasidiales, Filobasidiaceae.
CGCCAGGAAACGGUAUUCCGUCGCAAACAGGACCUAUUUCGAAACUCACCAUGUCUGCCAACGUGGAUCGACGCCGGAUCCUCGGACCUGAAAGGUCAUUUCCACCGGUCUACGCUCCUGCAGAUGCGACUGCUUCAGGUUCUGGAGCAAAGCUCGUUCAGGACGAGAGUAUGGACGGGAAGAGAGCAAAUGGAGAGAUGAGGCCGUUAUUUAUCAAGACAGGUCUGAUCAGUCAAGCCAACGGUAGCGGAUACAUCGAAUGCGGUGCCGUCAAAAUCGCUUGUGCAGUAUACGGACCCCGGCCGAAACCACCUCCAUAUUCGCCCGAAGGUACUCUCAACCUGGAAGUCAAGUUCGCUCCUUUCGCCUCGCAUCCGAGACGUGCACCCUUGAGGGACACCGAACCGCCCCAUCUCUCUCACCUGCUACACUCACACCUCCUCCCGGCUCUUCAACUUCACACGCUGCCGAAAUCCUCGAUCGACAUCUACAUCUUGGUCCUCCAAUCAGAGUCUCCUAGCAUCGAGUCUGUGCUGGCGAGCGGUCUGACCGUGUGCGCCGCAGCCGUCGCGGACGCUGGGAUCGCCAUGAAUGGUCUCGCCGUCGGAACGGUCACGUCGUUGUCAGGAACCGCCACAGAUUCGGCUACAAGUGCCAAACCCAUCAUUCAGCUCGAUCCGGAUGGUGUCCAGGCUAGGGCGGCCGAUGCGAGGGUGACGGUAGGCUGUCUUCCGGCACUCGACGCACUAUCAGAUGUUUGGGUUACGGGGGAGGUCACGGUCGACAACCUGAUAUCGAUGAUCAACGAGUGUACGCAAGCUAGCCAGUCCGCGCACGCUACCCUGGCUCAAGCGAUCCUAGAAGGAGAACAGAACAAGACGAGUGGGAUGUUGGUCGGUGGUACAUGACGGACCGCCUACAAUAGAAAGUAACGCUUAACAUAUGGACGAGCACUUAUCACGAUUGAAUACAUGUCUUCCCGUUGCACCUGUACUAUGGACUGGCAUGAAAUGGGCACGUCAUCUUGUAUUCAUCACAGCCAGUCUGUCAACCGAGGCCCCAACCUCAUGGCGGUGUUUGCUUCCGCUUACGAUCGAUCGCCGACCUUGUGCAC